CUUAGAGGUGCUGCCCGUCUGCUGCACUGUGACCGAGAGCUGCCUCCGCUCAUGACCAAAACACAGUCGUCGAUUUAACCAAAUGAGCUACUGCUAGGGGGAAGAAAUACCAAAUUUAUCUUCAGUUUUAUAAAGUUACAGGGGAAGGAAGGAACGAGCAAACAUGUCUGAAGUCGGCCAAACGUCUGACGAAGACGUGUCCCCCGAGGACAUAAAUGAAGACGAAAUACUGGCCAACCUCUCCCCUGAGGAGCUGAAGGAGCUGCAGAGUGAAAUGGAAGUGAUGGCCCCUGACCCUGAGCUCCCCAUAGGAAUGAUACAGAGGGAUCAGACAGAGAAGCCCCCAACGGGCAGCUUUGACCACCGCUCCCUGGUGGAUUACCUGUACUGGCAAAAGGCGUCCCGACGCAUGCUUGAGGAUGAGAGAGUUCCCGUCACCCUCCUGCCCUCCGAGAGAAUGACUGCAGAGGAGAUGGGAGACAGUGGUGGCAGGAGGGGGCCAGAGGCUGAUGGGAAAGAGCGGCACUACAAAAAUGAGAGUGUGUCACAUGCAGUAGCACAGCCUGAGGAGAUGAACAGAGAUGGAAGCAAUGAGGAGAGAGAGGAGGAGGAGGAAGAGGAGGAAGGUGAAGAGGAGGAAGAUGAGAGUGAGUCAGAAACAAAGGAAACUUGUGUUAGUGAAAACCAUCACAGUGAUCAAACAAGCAAGCAAGCAGGUACGGAAUCAGGGGAAACUACAGAAAAGUCAGAUGAAAAUGAAAAGAAAAUCUCAAAAUUGAACAUCCCCAAAAAGUUAGCGUUGGAUACCAGCUUCAUGAAGCUCAGUGCCAGGCCAUCAGGAAAUCAAACCAACUUAGAAGACAGCUUGGAGAAAGUCCGAAAAAACAAUCCAGAGAUGAAGGAGCUCAACCUGAACAACAUAGAGAACAUCCCCAAAGAAAUGCUGAUAGACUUUGUCAAUGCGAUGAAGAAGAAUAAGAACAUAAAAACGUUCAGCUUGGCCAACGUGGGAGCCGAUGACAGUGUUGCAUUUGCACUGGCCAAUAUGUUGCGUGAGAACAGGAGUAUCACCACACUCAACAUCGACUCCAACUUCAUCUCUGGGAAGGGCGUUGUGGCCAUCAUGAGGUGCCUGCAGUACAACGAGGUGCUGACGGAGUUCCGCUUCCACAACCAGAGGAGCAUGCUGGGCCACCAGGCCGAGAUGGAGAUCGCCAGGCUGCUGAAGGCCAACAACACCCUGCUGAAAAUGGGCUACCACUUCGAGCUGCCGGGGCCCAGGAUGGUGGUGACCAACCUGCUGAGCAGGAACCUGGAUAAGCAGAGGCAGAAGAGGCAGGAGGGGCAAAGGCAGCAGCAAAUGAAAGAGCAGAGAGAGCUGAUCACCAUGCUGGAGAAUGGACUGGGCUUGCCACCUGGGAUGUGGGAGAUGUUGGGGGGGCCGGUGCCCCAGUCCAGGCCGCAGGAAGCUCCCCCAGCACCCAAACCUCCCAUCCCCACCUCAGCACCUCAGGGACGGGGGAAGGAAAGCACACGACCCACAGCUUCUGAGCAGCCGCGUGGGGCUGAGCCCAGCUUCAGGGUGAUCAAGCUGAAGAAGAUCCAACGCAAACCCGCCGUGCCCAAGUAUGUGGAACCCACUGAGAAAACCAACCUCAAGGAUGUGAUCAAGACCCUGAAGCCGAUCCCCAGGAGAAGGCCCCCUCCUCUCGUCGAGAUAACACCACGAGAUCAGCUGCUGAAUGACAUUCGUCAGAGCAACGUCGCGUACCUCAAACCGGUGCCAUUACCAAAGCAGUUGGAGUGAGAGACCCAAAGAAAACAACUCGGAGCAAAGACUGUUCAAGUUUUGCUUACAGUUGUUUCAGCAGAAGUUUUCUGCAGAAUCCAGGUGGUGUAUGUGACUCUUUGGGAACAAAGCUUGCAAUAUGCACUUCUCUCAGUGUGAUGAAAAAGGCUGGCAUGGGAAAAAUCAGCACUAAGAGUUUCCAUCAGGUAUCAAAAUCCCAGUGCCAUCUGUCUGCCAAAUGGAUUCAAGGCUCCAGUUUGUUGUGGGAGGAUUUCCUCAGAGACAUCAAUAACCUUAAGUCUUUCUAGUUUGUCAGUAAACUAUUUUGCUUCCAUGUUGUCCUUCUGCUGUCCAAUUCUGCAGGAACACACUGUGCUUUAGCUUAUCUUUCUUUUCACACACAUGCUCCUUGAUUAUUCUCUUGUCCAUAGGAAAAGCAUUUGGUUUCUAUGUAAACAGCUUUAUUUUUUAGGCUAAGGAAAUGAAUGAAAUAAAAGCUCUCUCCAUAAGAAAUGUGCAGCACAUCCAUGGCUUGUAAGAAGUUUGCAGAACAGAAUGCACUCUGGUGCAUCCAUAUUUCAAGCCAGUGUAUUUCCUAACAGUCCAGUUGGUCUCAUACCUGACCAGCAUGUAAAAGAUGAUGCCAUGCUGUUUAGAGAGCUGUAAUCUUAAUUCCACGUAAUUCACCCCUGGAUCAGGCUCCACACCACCCCCAUCUUGGGAUGCACCAAAACACCGCUGCCAACCUCUCUCACACUGCUCUCAAGCAUCUGGAGGAUGAGCCCUAACCCUCUCUCUGUAACUCGAAAAGCUUAUUUUUACUUUAAUAUUGUUGUAACAUUUUUUUCUCCUCCCCUUUUUUAAUC
Meleagris gallopavo (turkey) is the source of this 2655-nucleotide messenger RNA. RefSeq names its product leiomodin 3 (gene LMOD3). Gene Ontology annotation, molecular function: tropomyosin binding; actin binding. Gene Ontology annotation, cellular component: striated muscle thin filament; myofibril; cytoskeleton. The record is from RefSeq and is a predicted model, not a curated record. Lineage: Eukaryota; Metazoa; Chordata; Aves; Galliformes; Phasianidae. Gene Ontology annotation, biological process: muscle contraction; myofibril assembly; actin filament organization.